This is a messenger RNA of Nezara viridula (southern green stink bug), 4646 nucleotides long. The record is from the annotation of a GenBank genome assembly. NCBI's taxonomy places the organism in Eukaryota, Metazoa, Arthropoda, Insecta, Hemiptera, Pentatomidae.
ACAGCUUGGCUGCCUUGCAUCGUGAUCGGGAAAAGCUUGACAGGUCUGGUACCGAGAUACCUGGUCCUCGUAUCGGCUAAAUCACCGGUCACCGGGUCGAGGACAGUCCUUAACAGACCACCGUUGUGAAGACCAAUAUUCAAAUAGAGGGUCGACCUACUGCCAUCACCACCACCCAUCUCUACAAUACACAGAGAUUCUGGGGCAGCGGGUACAGCUUGCGUACAAAGCAUCGACAAGCAAUCCUAAAAAAAUUAAAUGAUAGAAUUUAUUAUAUUGUUCUUUUUAAAAAUGUUUGAUAGUGUAACCUAAAUCUAUCUAUGAUCAUAUUGAUAGCUUCAAAUGAUCUUGUUAACUGGACCUUAUGCCAUAAUUUAUUUUAAUUCUUCAAACUGAAUGAAAACUUCUUAUCUGAAUAGCACUUAUAAGUUGUGAACAUUCUAGAUGUCACAUUAUCUCAAACCAAAUCAGAUUGUGUAUAAUUAUAAUUAAAAAAUAAAAGGAAUUUAAUUCUAAAUCAUUAAUUUUCACUUAUUUUAAAUCAAAUAAUAGGUUUUCGUUCAAUUUGAAAAAAUAAUUACAGCAAUUAAGUCGGAUAAUUAGUUAUAAAUGCAUGUUAAUCAACCAAUAUUCUAAUACAUAAACAAAUGAGUGGCUUCCUACAAAAGAUGGACAACUGUCAUUUUUAAUUAGUUGAGAAAAAGCUUAUUUCCGUAACAUAGCUUAAAUUUAAGCCAGUCCUCACUUUUCUUUUAUGAUUUAACUGAACUGGGACUGUGAUAUAAUAAAUGGCUAUUAUGAAAUCUGUAACUAUUGUAAAUGAUAAAAUUGUCUACUGUAUGGUUUUACCAAGAGUCAUCGCCCGACGGGCUCCAGUUGAUCUAUGGAAUAUACAGUUGCCAAUAAUGGUUAUUCUACGAUGCCAUGGAAACCUUUACACACUAGUGCACGGCCUAACCAUCGUGAGCCGCUCACAGCCAAGGCAGUGCGACUCACAAGCAUCGAAUAAAGAGGAUACGAUACCUAUAUAACACGUUUAUCAUUACAACUGAGAUUUUAUCGCGUGUUGUUGGAAAAAUAUAUACCAAGGUGAAAGACAUGUUAGUGCUAACACCCAACGAUGAACCAACAUUUUAUAUCGCACCCUUACGAGCUAAGGGCAGUUUGUGAGCCUGCCAAGAGCAGAUACUGAGUGCUUUCUAACGUUUACAGUAAACUAAUUAUUAUUGCAGCUUCUUUAAUGCAUUAUAAAUGAAACAAAGUGAUUUAUUAAACAUAAGUACCGCUUUAUAUUAAUAUACUAAUAUAAGUUUGAGAGUAAACAUAAUUGGCAAUAUGAUCUAAAAAAUAAAAAAAACAAUACUGAAAAUGUAUGCUAAUGGUAAUAAUUUUGCCAUUAUCAUUAUCACCUCUAAAUUGACUUGUGGAAAGAUUUAAAAGAUUUUUUGUAGCAUUUAAAAAAAAUUCUAUUCGGCUAAACAUGAGCUGAGCAACUAUAAUACUUAAUUUAGAGAAAAGUAUGGAUCAAAGGUGGUAAAAAAUUAGACAUUAACUAGGACUAAGAAUGAUGUCUGAAUAAACAGGAUUAACUAAAAUGAGCCAUGAUGAAGAAAGAAAAUUUUUGUUUAUCAUUAACACCAGUGUUAUCAUCAUUAUAAUUUUUUUGGGGAUGGUGAAUAGUUAGAAGGCAAUCAGCAGUCCUGAUGAAUGUCACGGCAUGUUACCAGCAGUAAAUGAGUUUAAGUGCUCAUAUAUUCAUAACAUCAGCAACAAUAAAUAUGUUGAAAUGAUAAAUACAAAGUAUAGAAUGUUAUCUGUAGGAAUAUUUUUUUUAGUGUCUACUAAGGCUAAAGCUUGGUUAAACACAAAUGACCACUGUAUGGUUUUACCAAGAGUCAUCGCUCGACGGGCUCCAGUUGGUCUAUGGAAUAUACAGUUGCUGAUUAAGGUUAUUCUACGAUGCCAUGGAAACCUUAACACACUAGUGGAGGGCCUAACCAUCGUGAGCCGCUCACAGCCAAGGCAGUGCGACUCACAAGCAUCAAACUGAUAAUUAUAUUGUAAAACCAUAAAGUAAAUCAUGAAUAAUGAUACAUACUAUCAAUAUGUCAACCUAAGUAGAUAUAUUUUAUAAACUUGGCAAAUAAUUUCUUUUUAAAAAUAAAUUUCCUAAUUUAACCUCCAAAACGAGCUGUAAUCAACAUUUCUCAACUCCUACAGGUACAGAGUUUAGAUCAACUAAUGUAUUAAAAUAACUUGGUUUUCUGAAUAUAUAAUAGCUACUUCAAUUAAAAUUUUUUCGAAUAGCAAAAAAUAAAUAUAAAAAGAUCAAUAUAAACUUACUGACAAUUUUCACAAAAGCAAAAAUGAUUUAGAUAUAAAACUACUUUAAAAAAAUAAACAAUAAUUUUUACUAGCAAAUUAAAUCAUGUGCCUGUCAGAUAUAUCAAAUCACAUCAGUGAAGGGGACAAUCAGCACAGGUCUGUGAUAUAAAUUAAUCAUCAUACAGGCAUAGGCAACAUUGAUCAAAACAACAUUAAUCAAGAACUAUCUAUAAAGUAUAGUAUAAUUCCAUUUUGCCAUUUCAUAAGUUACUGCUAAAUAUAAUCACGAAUAUUUAAAUUGGGCAAUGGAUAAUUUAUGAACAAAUCCGAAGUAUAUGUAUAUAUAUAUAUAUAUAUAUAUAUAUAUAUAUAUAUAUAAAACCUAAGACUGGCUAAUCUCUUUAAUUAUAAUUCUUUGGAGUGGAAUACCUACAUAUGUAGGUACAUGUACAUAUAUUUCCUUCUAGUCUACUGUAAUUUUAUAUUUCAAAUAAAACACUUAACAUUAAAAACAGUAAUUAAUUUUCAUUAAACAUUCAAGUAUUACGCAAAUAUGAAUUAUUUGCCAAUUAUAUAUAUCAUUGGCGUAUACAGUGCUAUCACUGAGUAGUAGUGUCUCGAAAAGUCUGUUCAUAUCAUUAUUUCUAAUUUGUGCACAUUUACCAGUUGCAUUUAUUUAAAUACAGUUGUAAAUUAAAAAAAAAAAAAAUUGGCUACUUAAAUAAUAGUCACUAUAACUUAAUGUUACAAUCUGGACUUUUCAGUUGGCCCCUGUUGUCAUCAAAAUAAAUGUAACAACUGUUACAUACAGGUACGCAAAGGUUUGAUUCAUCAUAAAAACCAGAUUGCUUCAUAGAUAUUUAUACAAUGAUUAUAUCUAUGAUAAAUAUCUUACUACUAGUGUACAUUGAAAAACACAUUCAUGAAAGGAUAAUCAUAAACAAAAUAUAAAUGAAGAAACAGCAACUAAGUAUUAAAAUUAAACCCUUCAUUAAAUAGAUCAACACGCAUGUAACAGGAGAAAAACUAAGAUUUAGGCAGCCAAUUGAAUAUUUUUCUAUAUAACAAAAUGUUAUGGAGGGGAAGAGAAGAGAAGAACUUAUGACCUAUAAGGCGCUAGGUAUUAAUUAGUGUUUUGUUUUUUAAUUUCAUUGCUUUAAAACCAACAGACUGAUAAAUAAUGAAUCAACACGGAAAUUAUAACAAAAAUUUGAAUCACUAAAGUAACAUGUUACUUGUUAAAACAUGACCACCAAUACAAUUUUAACUUAUGAAAUCUGUAACUAUUGUAAAUGAUAAAAUUGUCUACUGUAUGGUUUUACCAAGAGUCAUUGCCCGACGGGCUCCAGUUGGUCUAUGGAAUAUACAGUUGCCAAUAAUGGUUAUUCUAUGAUGCCAUGGAAACCUUUGCACACUAGUGCAGGGCCUAACCAUCGUGAGCCGCUCACAGCCAAGGCAGCGCGACCCACAAGCAUCAAAUUAUCAAAAAAAUCUUUAAAACAUAAAAUUGUGUCAUACUUGGUUCACUCCAAUAAGUACAUAAAUUUGUCAAAUCAGAGGCGACAAGAUGAUAUUCUGUGGCAUUGCCGUUUGGUUAUAAACAACACUGAUCUGCUGUUUAUUGAGAAAACCAACAAUGCUUUACCUUAAAAAUAUAAUCUUGAUUAAAUUUCAGCUAACCUGUGGAUCUAAACAGAUAAUCCUGACUGUGUUAUCUGCCAGGCCAACAGCGACGAACCUAGACAUGUGCUCCCCAGAGGGUGCGUUCCCCAAGGCCAUGCAAACCACCUCGCACUGCAUCUCCUGCCACUGAUUAUACUCCUUCAACUGACCUGUCUAAAAUAAAAAGUUAAAGUAGAACAAAAAUUUUAAUAACUUAGUAGUUUGAAAAAAAUAAUUAGUUAACUAAAUGUAGGAAGGUUUUCCAGCCAAAUAAACCAUUUUAAGAAGUACUUGGAGGAUAGAUCCAACCAACUUUGUUAUGCCAACAUGUGAACACUAACAUUUCUCAGUAAGAAAACGUUAGUUGCCUAUAUGAUGUUGGGUAAAUUAUCAUUUUUAAGAUUUUUUUAUUCUUUAAACAAAUGUUCCUCUAAUUAAAGUUGAUAAACAUUAUUGAAAUAACUUACCGGGUCCAUUUCAAAAUAAACAAGCUCCCCUCCCGUCAAGGCAAUGACGACUUGCCUUCUGUUAACAGCGCACUUGAUGAUCUGCUUCUUGCCGGGUACUUUCCAAUCUUGCAACCUCUUAUCAGAUCUGAUAUGCCUAACUCCUUCAGGAUAAACCUAAACCAAACAUUGAAAAUCAUUAAAACCUAAAAG